Molecule: messenger RNA, 2700 nt
Organism: Lachnellula hyalina
Lineage: Eukaryota; Fungi; Ascomycota; Leotiomycetes; Helotiales; Lachnaceae
Product: putative glutamate synthase [NADPH]
Exons: 3
Coding region: 1-2700 (899 amino acids)
Molecular function (GO): iron-sulfur cluster binding; oxidoreductase activity, acting on the CH-NH2 group of donors, NAD or NADP as acceptor
Source: RefSeq, a predicted model, not a curated record
AUGGCCAAGCUUGGUUUCAGAACUAUCAACGAGAUGGUUGGCCAUGCCGAAUGCUUGCGAGUUCGCGAGGACCUCCGCUCAAACAAGACCCAGAACAUUGACCUGUCUCUAAUCCUUACACCAGCACACAAGCUUAGACCCGGUGUUGCUACCUUCAACGUCCGAAAACAAGACCACCGUCUCUACGUUAGAUUGGACAACAAAUUGAUAUCCGAGGCCGAGUUGACCUUGGACAAGGGCUUGCCCUCACGGAUUGAGUGCGACAUUGUCAAUACGGAUCGUGCCAUGGGGACUUCUCUCUCGUACCAGGUUUCCAAGAGAUAUGGUGAAGAGGGGCUUCCAAUGGAUACCGUUCACGUCAACAUCAAGGGAUCCGCUGGGCAAUCAUUCGGAGCUUUCUGUGCGCCAGGUAUAACUUUGGAAUUGGAGGGUGAUGCCAAUGACUACGUUGGGAAGGGUCUUUCAGGUGGCCGUCUGAUCAUCUACCCGCCCCGUGCUGCUGUAUUCAAGGCGGAAGAGAACGUUCUUAUUGGCAACGUCUGCUUGUAUGGCGCUACUAGUGGAACUUGUUUCUUCCGCGGAGUGGCUGCAGAGCGAUUUGCUGUGAGAAACUCCGGCGCAACAGCCGUUGUCGAAGGUGUUGGAGACCACGGUUGUGAGUACAUGACUGGAGGACGUGUCCUCAUUUUGGGCAGUACCGGCCGAAACUUUGCUGCCGGUAUGUCUGGUGGAAUUGCCUACAUUCUCGACAUUCAGCAAGACUUCUUAUCCAAGCUCAACCCCGAAAUGGUUGAAGCUUCGGGCAUUGAUGAUCCCGCCGAAAUUGCCUUUGUCCGUGGCUUGAUCGAGGACCACCACCACUAUACUGGAUCCGAACUUGCUGCUCGUAUCCUUCUUGAUUUCAACCGAGCUCUGCCUCGCUUCGUCAAAGUCCUACCUGUUGACUACAAACGAGUGUUGGACGAAGAGGCAGCUAAAUUAGCCGAAGCUAAACGCUUGGAGUAUAAGCUCCCUCUUCUCCCUGGCAACCCCGUCCGUGAGCUCCAUGAAAAGAGCUCGAAGGAGAAGCACGAGAAGAAGUCGGACCUUCAAGAUAUCGAGGAGACUAUUGGUGAUUCUGCGGUUGAGAAGAAGCGCUCGUUGGUCUUGGACAAGACUAAGGGCUUUAUGAAAUACCAGCGCCGCUCCGAGAAAUACCGCUCCGCGAAGACCCGAACCCGCGAUUGGGCUGAGCUUUCGAAGAGACUCGAUGAAGAUGAACUGAAGUAUCAGGCUGCGCGCUGUAUGGACUGCGGUGUACCUUUCUGCCAAUCUGAUUCUGGCUGCCCAAUAUCCAAUAUCAUCCCCAAAUGGAACGAGCUUAUCUUCCAGAACCAAUGGAGAGAAGCCCUCAACCGCCUGCUAAUGACCAACAACUUCCCAGAGUUUACUGGACGUGUUUGCCCAGCUCCUUGCGAAGGUGCAUGCGUUCUCGGCAUCAAUGAGGACCCCGUUGGUAUCAAGUCAAUUGAGUGCGCAAUUAUUGAUCGGGGAUUUGACAUGGGUUGGAUGAUUCCCCAACCUCCAAAGGUUCGUACUGGGAAAACCGUGGCUGUUAUUGGCUCUGGACCUUCAGGUCUUGCUUGCGCCGAUCAGUUGAACAAAGCCGGUCACCAGGUGACCGUUUAUGAACGUGCCGAUCGGUGUGGUGGUCUUCUCAUGUAUGGAAUUCCCAACAUGAAGCUUGAUAAGAAGAUUGUCAAGCGGCGCACAGAUUUCAUGGCUGCCGAAGGAAUUGUUUUCAAGACUGGCGUCGCUGUCGGAGAAGAUGUGACCCUUGCAGGUCUCAAGGCUGAAAAUGAUGCUGUCGUUAUUGCUACUGGUGCUACAGUUGCUCGUGACCUUCCAAUCAAGAACCGCAACCUUGAAGGGAUUCAUUUCGCUAUGCAAUUCUUGCACCGAAACACGAAGUCGCUCCUUGACUCUGAACUUGCCGAUGGGGAGUAUAUUUCGGCCAAGGACAAGAACGUUGUUGUCAUUGGUGGUGGUGAUACUGGAAAUGAUUGCAUUGGGACCUCAGUUCGUCACGGUGCUAAGUCAGUCACGAACUUUGAGCUGCUGCCACAGCCUCCCAACGAUCGUGCUCGUGACAACCCAUGGCCUCAAUGGCCAAGAAUCUAUCGUGUCGACUAUGGUCACAGUGAGGUCAAGCAGCACAUGGGCAAGGAUCCUCGCGAGUUUUGUGUCAUGUCUGAAGAGUUCGUUGACGACGGGUCUGGAAAGGUCAAGGGCAUCAACACCAUCCGCGUGGAAUGGACCAAGUCUGCAACGGGCGGUUGGGACAUGAAAAAGGUUGAUGGUUCGCAGCAAUUCUUCCCAGCUGAGCUUGUACUCCUAUCUAUGGGUUUCCUUGGCCCGGAAGAUCGAGUGCUUGGUGACGAAAUUGAGAAAGAUGCUCGCAAGAACAUCAAGACGCCACCUGGAAAAUACCACACUAACGUUGAGGGCGUCUUCGCAGCCGGCGAUUGCCGUCGUGGCCAAUCGCUCAUUGUUUGGGGCAUUAACGAAGGCCGACAGUCAGCACGUGAGGUCGAUCUCUAUCUUGAAAAGUCCACCAGCCUCCCAGUCACUGGUGGCAUCGUGAAGCGUACUGCUCAGGAGAUCUUCGGCCGAGGCCUGGCCGGUGAGGUCAGUAUUCAGGUCACUGCUGCAGCGAACUGA